Messenger RNA from Nothoprocta perdicaria, 3028 nucleotides. RefSeq names its product CDV3 homolog (gene CDV3). NCBI's taxonomy places the organism in Eukaryota, Metazoa, Chordata, Aves, Tinamiformes, Tinamidae. The record is from RefSeq and is a predicted model, not a curated record. Gene Ontology annotation, cellular component: cytoplasm. The transcript is spliced from 4 exons. The coding region runs from base 68 to 508 and encodes 146 amino acids.
AGAGGAUGAUUGGAAGGAAUUUGAGCAAAAGGAAGAAAUUGAUUAUAGUGGUCUUCGAGUUCAGUCCAUGCAAAUAAGUGAAAAAGAUGACGACGAUGACGUAAAUGAAAAAAGAGAAGAACCUGGGGACAACUGGGAGGAAGCUGGAGGUGGUGCAGACAARUCAUCUGGUCCUUGGAACAAGUCAGCUCCUGCACCAGCACCUGUUGUUGAACCAAUUGUUACAGAAGCGCCAGAGCCAGUGCAGACUGGUGGUGUGUACAGGCCGCCUGGUGCCAGGGAGGGCAGGCCACGGAGAGCACAGCAAGGACCACCAGAAAUCUAUAGUGACACGCAGUUUCCAUCGCUGCAGUCCACUGCCAAGCUUGUAGACAGUCGAAAGGAUAAAGAAAUGGAGAAGAGCUUUGAAGUAGUAAAACACAAAACUAGAGGUAGGGAUGAGGUUUCAAAAAACCAGGCACUAAAACUUCAGCUAGACAACCAGUAUGCUGUGCUUGGGGAUCAGUAGAGCUGCAUACACAUUGCAAUUAAGGAAUGCUUUUUUGGUAACCCUUCUACUAAGGUAACUAAACUACAGCUAACGGCUCUGAUGCCACCUUUUUUCUGCUGGAUCUACUGCAGCGAGUGCAGACUGCUUUGACGUAAGUGAUUGGUCCUCCUGCAAUAUGGAAGCAUAACAUGUUGCAACUUCUCCAUUGGAUAUGGGGCAAAUUAAUGUAAAAGAUUGAACAAGAGUCAUCAGUGUUCUUUAAUUGCUCAGAGAGAUACCUGCAGCCAGUGGUCAUUUCAAAAUCUUUUUAUGUUCAGAUACUGAGCCUUCGUAAAGGUUGACUACCUCAGACUUGCUGCACUCAUUGUGGACACCAUGUGGAUCACAACUUCUGGAAGAGAAGGUUACAGCUGUUUUAGUGGCCACCUGAAACUUGAAACCAGCUCUCCUGGAUUCCUGUCAGAAAUCCUGCAGAAGUCAGCCAUUUGGUUCCAAUUUGCUAUAACAAAGAUUUAAGUGACCUUAAUGAGAGAAACCUAUUCUGUUCCCCUUCUGAGGAAUCCUGUUACGUGUAGCCAUAGCCUGCUAGAGACUUCUGGAAGAUACCAUACCACUCAUACUACCCGAGCAUAACAGAGCUGUAGUUUGUUUACCUUUUUAGAUCGCUGUACUGAGGUAACUGCAAAACAAAUUAAAACUCAUUCAGAAGCAGAUUUGAGGAAUGAUGGGUUUGAAUGGUCUGUUUGAAUUAGCCAUUUUCACAGUUGUUUGUUUAAGCAUUUUUGUUUUCCUGAAAAAAAAAAAUGCCUUCCUCGUUUCUGGUAUCAAAUAGCAGCAUAUUUAAGUAACAAUGUGAGAUGUUAUAGUGAAAUAAGGUUUCUUUUGUUUUUUUUUUAUAUUUUUUUUCUUUUUUGGUCCUGAGGUUGGUCUUUCUCACCCUAAAGCACUAAGAUAUAUAGAGCUUUCAUUUGACACAGAUAUCCAGACUCUUGACUAUAGUGUUCAGAACUUACCUUGUGAGAUACAUGGCAGUAGCAAUACUAGAUAAAGUUUCUCCUCUGUUAAAAACAUGCGUGUUUAUUUGAAGAACAGUGGUUACUUUAUGACCAAAAUGACUUAUUGUGCAGAAGGAUGACUAAAGCUUGGUGAGCCUUGUUUGUUUGGCUACUCCUGUGAAGCAUGCGAGCCACGGCAGAAAUCCCCCCAAACUCCCAAAUGGUAUUUUUUCAAAGUCAGGAAUACUAGUAAUAAUGGGAGGGCAGUGACUUUAAAAGUUUUUCUGACUUCAUCUAGGGGAAGUAGGCAAAAUGGCACUUACUGAGAGUAGAGGACGUUGCCCAUGGCUUUGAUUCAGUGAACAAAACCUGCCAAGUACCAGAAGUGUCUGCUGUAACUCUUUUUCUCUUCUCUAAGCUCUUACACCAGAAGCAAAACAAAGCGGUGUGCUCCAGUGUUGAGGUUUCUCAGAGUAAAUGCCAAAAAAAAAGAAAAAGACUCGCUCUAUAAGAGCUGCCAAUGGCAAGAAAACCAAGGGAACAAAACCUUUGCUUGCUUGUGUGGGAGAAGCGCGUCCCCGGCCGGAGCAGCCGAGGGCAGGAGUGGCCAGUUGGCUUCCUCGUGACUAACUGCUGACUCGCCUCGCGCUUCUCUCAGGCCAGGGGCAAUGUUGCUGUUGACUUCAGUGAGCCCAGGGUCUUCCCUGGCUCUCUGUGCAGAGGCUAGAACUGGCCUUGCCCUUGCAGAGUUACCCGGCUAUUAACAACUUCUCCUAGAAGCUGCUAUUAAAUAGAGGGCUCAAGAGACUGUCCUUAAAGUUGGAGACUUCUUUUCUGGAAACAAAACCCCACUGCAAGACUGAUAACAAUACUGUUGGACUCUGAGCCACGCAUCUUCCUCGAAAACACAUUGUUGCCAGCAAAGCUGUUGGUUUGUCAGUAAAGAUUUCUGUGGAGUUCAUGGUAAAUGGACAUGUCACUUGGUGGUGURGUAGGAAUGUGAAAUCUUCAACACUUUUCCUGAUGUUUAAAGAGAUUGAAAUUGUCAAUGCACAUGAAUCAAGGUUUAAUCUACUGUAUGAAGGGUAGAUGAGACUGUCCAUUGUACCUUCUUUGAUUCUUUGGGGGCAUGACUUCUGGCAGUUCAAGAAAACCCUGUAACAGUUGCAAAUCAAAUAAAAUGGAAAAUAUACAUGGAUCCUGCAGUGUAAUGAAUCUUUAGUUCUAGGUUAUGAGCAUGCAAAAGCUGAGUAAAUGCAGAGUAUUUGCAUCUCUUAAGGGUAGACCAAGCCGUGGGUAGUCAGCCUUAUGGUCAGGUGGGCUGUAUUUAACAGCCGACAGCAGCGCACAUUAAUAGGACUUCUGUGGAAGAACAUGUAGUUUAUUACCUGUCAGCUUGUCUUCAUAGCACUGGAACUGUGUAAGGCUGUUUGGAGUCUGACUUUUGAAUAUGAAUGACAUUUUAAUUUGCUUUCCACUGAAAGUAGCUCUCCUGAAUUACAGGGUGAGGAACUCUGGAGUAGGGUUACUGCUGUCCAUUAGC